AUGGCAACUAGAGUACUCGAUGCAUUACCCUUACGACCCAGCGUGUUUACGCAGAAUCUUCCAGCUGAUGCUUACACUGAAUCGUUGACCGAUCUACAAGCGUCAGAGCGGCUAUUGAGAGUAUCACGACCUGUUUACAACGCUGCCUACUCGUACGUCUUGCCAGAAAAGAGCCCAGAGCCACGAGUCCUUGCCGUAUCCAGUGAAGCAGCCGAAGCGAUCGAGUUGGAUAUUCAACAACAAGACGACGGCGAGUUUGUGCAAGUGUUCUCGGGCAACAAAGUAUUGCGUGAUACGCGACCAUGGGCCCAAUGUUAUGGUGGACAUCAAUUUGGCUUUUUUGCAGGACAAUUGGGUGAUGGUCGAGCUAUUUCAUUGUUUGAGACUGAAACAUCCAAAGGGGAUCGUUGGGAACUUCAACUCAAGGGCGCGGGUCGUACACCUUAUGCUCGUAAUGGUGAUGGUUAUGCUGUGCUCCGUUCAAGUGUACGGGAGUUUCUCAUGUCCGAACACAUGCACGCACUCGGUGUGCCUACAACAAGAGCUCUUGCCCUCGUGUUAACAUCCCGAGAUGUGUUUAGAGAUGAUGCUUUACCCAAUGAACCACAGCCUGAAAAAGGCGCCGUGGUGACACGCAUGGCUCCAUCUUGGGUUCGCUUUGGCUCCUUUGAGAUCUUCUAUUCACGCGGUGAUAUGGACAUGGUGAAGAAGUUGGCUGAUUAUGUCAUUGACAAUGUCUAUACCCUUGAUACCAACCAUGGCGGUGAUGAGAACAAGUAUGCUCGUCUCGUGAGAGCUGUGGCACAACGUACAGCCAAAAUGGUCGCAGAAUGGCAAGCGAUUGGUUUCAAUCACGGUGUGAUGAACACUGACAACAUGUCGAUCUUGGGCCUUACCCUGGAUUAUGGACCCUACGAGAUGAUGGACUUUUAUACUCCUUCCAAUAUUUGCAAUCACUCGGAUGAGACAGGACAAUAUGCCUUUAAACGUCAACCUACGGUGGCCAUUUUUAACUUAUUCAAGUUUGCCGUGACCUUGUUUGAGUUGAUUGGUGCCAAGGACAAGGUGGAUACGCUUGUUUUCCCACCUAGCAAGAACACGGAAGGAGAAGAGGAGCGAUCCAAUGUUACGGAUGAUGAGACACGCCAAGUGUAUCGAGAAGCAGGCAAAUCAUGGGCCGCUCAAUUACUCCAAAACGAAUUUUCAGAUUGGUUUAUGCAAGAUUUACUUUCCAAGAUGCGUCAAAAGCUGGGUUUCAAAGCGGAUGCUGCCAAUGCUGCUAGUGAUAUGAAUGAUGUGAUUAUCCCAUUGCUCGAUUGGUUGACCGAGUUUGAUGUUGAUUAUCAUCGCUUUUAUCGAUCCUUAUCCAAUUACUAUGUCACGGGCGAUGGCGAGGAACAUGAUGCAGAAACGGCUGCUUUGGAUGUGAUACCUAGGGAUGGUGCACGUACGGAUGAAUGCAAAAAGAGUCUCAAGCCUUGGCUUGCCAUCUACCGCCAUCGUUUACUUGCUCAAGGCACCAAGGAUACGGCUGCUGAUAACGAGGCACGUCAACGUCAAAUGGAUGCUGUGAAUCCUCGGUUUGUCUUGCGCAAUUGGAUCGCUCAACAAGUUGUGGAAAACUUUGAAAAGAUGGAUGAAGACGAGGCGAAAUCGGUGCUUCAAGCGUGUCUUUAUGCAUGUACCCAUCCCUUUGAAAGCCACUAUGAAGAUCAACGUAUUGAAGAUUGGGCUAAUCAACCCGUGCCUGAGUGGGGCCGUGAUCUCAAAUGUUCAUGCAGCUCGUAA
Molecule: messenger RNA, 1788 nt
Organism: Lichtheimia ornata
Lineage: Eukaryota; Fungi; Mucoromycota; Mucoromycetes; Mucorales; Lichtheimiaceae
Exons: 5
Coding region: 1-1788 (595 amino acids)
Source: RefSeq, a predicted model, not a curated record